AUGGCUACUUCCAGCUCGGUGAUUAGGAAAGGGAAGCUAGAUGAAUUACGACAUGAGAUAUUGUCGUACAAACCAGGCAAGGCUGUACCUUGUGAUGAUGACCGAGUGGUGUUUCCUGAUACGCUUGUUAUUGUUUUAAACGAAGAAAUUGUACGAGACUUUGCUAGGAAGGUCGGAUGUCACGUCCCUAUAUGUGUUAUGGAAACUACCGGGGAUAGUAAAGUCCUCGAGAAGGCAAAAAAUAAACUAAAAAAGCUCGGGGUCACUGACAUCUAUGACAUAGCUCCCGUUGAUGGCGAUCUCUCAGAUGAGAAACGGUUGCAGUGGCUUCACCUCCUCCAUGGAUGCCUAAAGAAGGGUGACGAAGGGAUAUCUGCUGACCUAAUACAGCUUUAUUCUUUACCCAGCUUUGAGCGGUUAUGGAACCAAGUGAAAGAAGCACAGACGAGACACGGAGAAGAAAUCAAAGAAGGAGAAGAAGCAAAGAAGUUACUCCGAGGUAGAAUUACAGACUUAGAGCAGGAACUCAACGAGUCCCGUGAAAGUCGAACAAGCAUAGUCAGUGAAAAUGGAAGACUACAAGAUACCAUAAAGGUUGAACAAGAAAGGCAUGAACAUAGUGAAAGGGCAAUGGUGGAAAACGAGAAAAGAGCAACACAGAUAAUGGAGACGUACAAGCAGAGGGAGAUGGAAUUUGAAGAGAAACUACAAUCAAAGGAUCUGCGUAUUGAAACAAUGGCUGAAAAAUUACAGGGGACAGAAAAGAAGGCAAGACGUCAAGUUGAACGACUAGAGACCGAAAACGAAGAAAUGAUGACGAAAUUAGUUUCUAAGCUAGAGGAGAAAGAGCGGAAGGAGACGACUCUAAGACAGCAAGUUGAAGAAUUAAAGAAAGGAAGAGAGGGAGACAGAGCAGGAGCUGAGAAAGAGAAGCGCUCACUGGCAAUUGCCAAUUGA
Strongylocentrotus purpuratus (purple sea urchin) is the source of this 957-nucleotide messenger RNA. RefSeq names its product caldesmon-like. Gene Ontology annotation, cellular component: BRCA1-BARD1 complex. Gene Ontology annotation, biological process: protein ubiquitination. The record is from RefSeq and is a predicted model, not a curated record. Bases 1 to 957 code for a protein of 318 amino acids. The transcript is spliced from 4 exons. Lineage: Eukaryota; Metazoa; Echinodermata; Echinoidea; Camarodonta; Strongylocentrotidae.